This is a messenger RNA of Girardinichthys multiradiatus, 1220 nucleotides long. RefSeq names its product protein C1orf43 homolog. Lineage: Eukaryota; Metazoa; Chordata; Actinopteri; Cyprinodontiformes; Goodeidae. Gene Ontology annotation, biological process: phagocytosis. The record is from RefSeq and is a predicted model, not a curated record. The transcript is spliced from 7 exons. The coding region runs from base 259 to 1020 and encodes 253 amino acids.
GGCAGCACUGCUGCACGGUUGUUGUCACCCUGUCGGUUCAAAGCUAGCUCAAGCUAAAACGGAUAACCUCAAAGCCUAUGAUAAGGGGUGGUUACGUUGUUAUUGUAUAAUAACCUUUUUAUUAGCAUUAUCCUGGCGCUGAGAUGUUAAAAAACAGUCUGCUGCGGUGGUGGUUUUAGGUUUUUUCUUUUGAAGCUCUUCCUAGCUACCGAGCUAAUGUAGCCGCAAUCGUUGAAUGUUUUGAAGUUUAGAUACAGAAUGGCAGAUUCAUCGCCUCUGUCCGGGGUCAAUGUUGUUUUGGUCAUGGCUUAUGGCAGCUUGGUGUUCGUGUUGCUGUUUAUCUUCGUCAAAAGGCAAAUCAUGCGUUUUGCGAUGAAGUCCCGCCGUGGACCCCACGCACCUAUUGGACACAAUGCACCGAAGGGUUUGAGGGAAAGCAUCGACUCCAAACUUUCCAGGGUCCAGGUGAUCCGCUUCGAGCCUCGGCUCUUAUCAGAAGGGGAUGACCGAGUCAGGCGGGGAUCACAGACGAGUUGCUACAACUAUCUGUACCGAAUGAAAGCCCUGGAUGCCAUUCGUGACUCAGGAAUUCCUCUGCAGGAGAUAAGCGGCACUCCCAGUGCAUUUACUGGGCGCGGCUUCAGGAACUGGCUGGUGGAACUGCGCAAUUCCCACUCCUUGAUAAAGAGCAGCCGGAGCGCGCUCAUCGAUUGCUUACUUGAAGGAUAUGACAGCGCCCGCCAUGGAACUGGGGUGUUUGGUGAGGCGGAGUUUCUGGAAUACCAACAAGCUAUUGAUGAACUGGUUGACGUUGUGAAGGCCUACUCCAGCAGCACCAGCCUGGACCAGCAGCACCAGUCUGCAGCCAAAGACCUAACAGGCUCCCCUGUGCGCAGCACUCCCUCCACCAUCCAGGUCACCUACCUGCCCUCCACGGGCCAGCGCAGCAAGAGGCCCAAACACUUUCUGGAGCUCAAAAGCUUCAAAGACAACUACAACACGCUGGAGAGCACUUUGUGAAACUUAGACUGAUGUGUGCACAACCAACCUGGUAUAGAUUUCCUUUUAAAUAAGUUAUUUAAUUUAAUAACUAAAUGUAAAUACAAAUUAGUUUUACUACGUGUUUGUACAGAUGUAAAAUAUUUAAGUUAUAACUUAUUGAUGCUGUUUGUAUUGAUGUGAUUAAAGGUGGAGAAAUAAAGCAACCACACCUAAUUCUA